CGUGGGGUUCUUAUCGCCAUCAAGAAAGCCUGCGGUUCAUGUCGAGUCUCCAAAGUGAGAUGUGAUGGACUGCGGCCAUGUUCUCGGUACGCUGCUUCUCCAGUUCUGAUCCUUGGGCCGUAUUCUGGGGGAGAGAGGCCACAAGAGAGCCGGCUCUGACUGGAAUUUCUUUCGUUCACAAGCUGUCGCUCCCUGCGUAAGGUAUGCGAGUUUGUCGAGCGCCCAAAGGACCCCUACGAAGCAAAGAUGGAGGCCUUGGAGAAAGAAGUCGAGUCGCUGAAGGCACAGCUAAACACACCAUCGAUCUCGAAUUCCUUGCCCAGUCCUCGUAGCUGGUCGGGGCUGCAGCUUGAAGAUGCCGCCGUGCAUUUCAGCCCACAGCCGCCAGUGGCCUCUGCCCUUCUGCCACGGACAUUCCCCUCCAUCCACCGUAGCCCGUCGAGCGAUGGAUCCCCCGGUGUGGUUGGUGGUGCUACGGUUACAGUCCUGGAAAGUACUAGUGCACGACUAAGCCAGGGAGUCCCUCUCCAUACUACUACAGGCACCUCGACGAUGGGAUCGACGACAGGGUCGCUGAAAAAGCGGAGCAGAGCGCACUUCGAGGCCGCCACUCCACCGACGAUCCCGGACCUCGACCCCAUCAGCGCAGGCCUGAUCACGCUAGAAGCGGCCGAGUCGUAUUUCCACAGCUUCUUCUCCGGCUGCGACCGGUACGUGCCCGUUUUCGAUCCGCUCUUCGACACGCUGGAGAGCGUCCGGGGCCGCAGCACGCUGCUGUUCAGCACCAUCUGCUGGGUCGGCUGCCGCGUGCUCACGGGGUCCGAGUCGCACCAGAGCCGCCUCCUGGGAGUACACACCCAGCGGAUGCUGAAUGUUGCCAUCGCUGCGGCGCCGUGCCGGGGCGGGAUCCAGGCCGGCCUCGAGACUGUGCAGGCCCUCCUCGUCAGGGCCUGCUAUGCGCCCGAGCGGUCGCUGCUCGUGGCCGUAGCUACCCGCAUGGCGCUUGAGAUGGGUCUGCCAGAGGCAUACGGCGUGCUCAGCGCUCGCUGCGUCAGUACUAGCUCUACUGACCCCAAGGUGGGCAUUGAGUUCGCGCACCCGUCUCUGGGGCAAACGACUAGUACCGGUUGUUCCGCUGAGAAGGAGGGAGACGAGGACAGCGCGACCUUGAUGCGGAAGACGCGAACGUGGCUGCACCUCCUGAUGCUGGGUCAGAUCCUGCACGUCGACGCCGGCGGUCCCCCGGGCUUCCGGUUUCUGGGCGCCGCUCGACGGUGUCGCAUCCUGCUCGGCAGCCCCUAUUCGACCGGCAUCGACCUGCAUCUCUUCUCGCAAGUAGAGCUCAACUCGAUCCGGGCCAAGAUCCACUCGGCCCUAUCCCAGUACGGGCGCAGCCAUCCACCGGCGGAGCGGGACGACGACGAGAUCAUGGAGAUGGUCCGCGACGCCGAGAUCGACAUCAACGUGUGGUUCGACGACUGGACGCGCAUCUACGAGAAGCACAAGAGCGAGAUGCCCUGGCUGGCGCCGAACCUGGCCGUGCAGCGGUGCUGGGCCGACAGCAUGGCCAUGUGCUGCGCGCUCAAGGCCGCCGGCAUCGAGAACGUGAGCGCCAUGUCGGCCACGCAGCGCACCAUCCUGUGCAUGGCCAAGCGGUCGCUGCGGCAGCACCUCGACAUCGUCCUCGAGGAACCGCGCGUCUACCUGCGCAGCAUCCGCUACGCCAUGGACUUUGUGUGGGCCAAGAACGCCUUCUGCUACCUGCUGCUCCUGAAACUGUCCAUCCUGCUGCCCGACGACGACGACGACGUGCAAGGGGAGGGUGGCGGGCACGCUGACGGAUCGGCCAACGCAGCGUUAGUUGAAAAGGGCCGGGUGCUGGUGGACGAGCUCAGCAAAGCCGGCGGCGGGCUCAAGGACGAGGCACGCAACAACACGGGUGGUCUGUACCUGCAUCUGGUGCGAGUCAGCAUCGACAAGUUCAGCCACGCCACGAGGCGGGGGAGUCACCACAGGGGCGCGCCCGCCGUUGAGUCUCAACAAGGCCACGUCGCACCGGACUGCGGUAGCGGCGGUAUUGCUCGGCAGACGAGGAGGGAGAGCGGGCAGGAAGCGGGGUGGCCUCCUCCUUCUUCGGACGAGACGCAGACCGAGCUUGAGUCCUUCGUGCCGGAACAGUUUGUCUUCGAGUGGGACUUUCCGGGCAUUACCUUCUUCUCGUCGCCGACAUACGAGACCGGCUGGCUGGAUGAGUUGCUCGCCGGGGCUUUUGACGGGGCCACCGACAUCUUCAACCACAGCUUGGGGUGGGCGUCCAUGGAUUUUAAUCUGUCGUAGAGGACGGAACGUCUGCAAGUAAUUUCCAACCUUGCGUUGCCUCUUACAUCUUACCAAUCCACCCCCAUCAUCGGUCCGAUCCUUCUCAGCCUUGCUGUCCCUGGAAAACACGAGCCU
Messenger RNA from Chaetomium strumarium, 2454 nucleotides. RefSeq lists its product as uncharacterized. The coding region runs from base 247 to 2337 and encodes 696 amino acids. Gene Ontology annotation, molecular function: transcription cis-regulatory region binding; DNA-binding transcription factor activity, RNA polymerase II-specific. Lineage: Eukaryota; Fungi; Ascomycota; Sordariomycetes; Sordariales; Chaetomiaceae. Gene Ontology annotation, biological process: regulation of DNA-templated transcription. The record is from RefSeq and is a predicted model, not a curated record. The transcript has 3 exons. Gene Ontology annotation, cellular component: nucleus.